UAUCUAUUAUUCUUUAAAGUUUAAAUAUAGAAGAAUCAAUAAAAUUAUAGAAAGAUUUGGACGACACUUCUUAAUGCAAGUCUUUGAUUGUCUGUUGGUUAAAAGUUUCUAUGGAUUUUGUUGAUAGCGUAUUUGCUUAAAGAUUGUUUUGAAAGAGACGAAAAAAAAAAAAUUAAAUUAAAUGAUAGUUUUCUGGAUUUUCUUACCUUUUUCAUAAAUGUUUUGUUUGAAUUUGUUUCCUAUGAAAUUGUGUGGAUUCUUGUGGGGAAUUCUUUUUGAGGUUGUCUAAAGUAAUAGAUAGAAAAGGAAAUAGGAAUUCCAAGCUUUUGUUUGGAUGAAUAAUAGGAAAGAAGGAAAGAAGGAAAUGAUGCAGCAAGUGUGAAUUUUGUGAAAGUGAUCAAGAAAAUGGGUUUAUUUCAUGGGAUAGCAAGAAGAUAAAGGAAUGAUUAUUGUAAAAAGAAUCAAAAGGAAAUGUGUUGUACAACUACCAAGUAAGUGAAACUGAGGGAGAAAUUUUACUGUGGGUUGUAAGGGAGUCACAUGGAUGAGUACAAAAAUAAAGGGAAUUUGAAUAAUAUCAUUUUCAUGGUUUUAAUUACAUUACAUUAUAGAUGUUGGUGUGUCGAAAACUCACAUGUGGCCCUUGAGUGCUCUGUCGACUUGCUCCUCAUGUCCGACCUUUUCGUUCAAGUUGACCUAUAUGAGAGUACUCACAUCAAUGUGGUGUUGAACUUAAUACACUUGAGGGUCUAACUUUUUCCCUUUUGGUACUCACGGUCCUCCAUGCCGCUUCCUAGUUCCUUUGGACGUGGGCCUGUUUACUAACAAGUAACAACCGUUUAUGAAUGUUUAUGUUAAUUCAUAAUUUUCUUUUAAUUGUUUUCUUAUAACCUCUCACCACUCAUUUUCUUUUUACCCAAAUCUUUUCUUUUAAAUUUUUCUACCAGGUCUAUUUGAGUGUCCAAUGAGACUAUCAAAGCCCAGAUCAUAUGCCACCAAUCGCAUAUAAAUUCUACAUUAUUCUGUAUGUAUGUAGAACUGAUGCUUAUUUUUAUAGUUAAGAGUGGCUAGCUAGCAUCAUUUCAAUUAUUUUAUAUUUUCUUUAGAUUUAUGAUGGUUUGUAAUGUUAGACAUAAACAUUUUUUCCUUAUUAAAAACAUUGUGUCGAGAUUCUAGACUUUUGGACCAAAAUUUGGAUAGUGUGGAGUGAGCCACACACCUGGUGUGGUGAUGCAUAUGAAAUAUUUUGGAAGUGUUUAUAUAUUUUUUCUGAACUGUUUCAACAAGUUUUUGUUAGCCACCAACUAUUUUUGAAAAAAUGUUUUAAUUUUUAUAAGUUUGCAAUGGAUUCUAUAGUUUAGUUAGGAUAUAUUGUCAGCUCUCCAACAUUCUAAGUUUUUGGUGGUGUAAUAUGGGGCAAGGUAUGUUGAGAUAUAUAACCAAAUGAACCAUUAAGUUUAUUAUUUUCCCUCUGAGUACGUAUCAUUUCUUUUCCUUACUCUCUCAUUUUCAAUCAUCUAUCACAUUGAUUCAUACAAAAUUCCUACCUUUUUAUUAUAUGAUGACUUUCAUCGAGAAAAGAUGAAAGAACCAAAUCCCAACUUAUAAGCUUGCUCUUUUAGAUCUUCAAAAAACCCUGACAAUUCACAGAAGAGAAAGAACCAAGGAAGAGAGGAAGAUAAGUGGUUGUCGUUGCUGCCGUUGUCAGAGCAAGCCACUGUGGGUGUGCUGCCGUCGCUGUAGUUGUGUUGCCUCUGCUGUGGACCUUACAAAAUGCAGAGUUCAUCAUCAUCUUCUUUGGAUUGUCCUAAGAUGAACUACGACGUGUUCAUAAGCUUUAGAGGUAGAGAUGUUCGUCACACUUUUGCAGGAUAUUUGUAUGAUGCUUUGAAUCGUUUGGGGAUAAAAGCUUUCCUGGACGACAAGAGGUUUCUAAUUGGAGAUGAUCUUCAUGGCUUAUUCCAAAUAAUCGAUGAAUCGAGAUCUGCCAUUGUCGUUCUUUCUGAAGAUUAUGCUUCUGCUAAAUGGUGUUUGAGAGAGUUGACUAAGAUAAUGGAUUCCAUGGGAACUACGAUGGAUCGUGUUCUUCCUGUGUUUUAUCAUAUUGAUCCAUCGGUUGUUAAGGAUCAAUCUGGAACUUUUAAGAAAAGUUUUGAUGAACAUGAAGCCAAUGCUCUAAAGGAAAUUGAUGAUCAAGAGAAGGAGAAGCGCUUGAAGGAACUCCAAAGUUGGAAAAGUGCAAUGAAGAAAAUUGGCAAUCACACUGGAGUUGUCAUCACUAAGAAUAGUUCUGAGGUAGACAUAGUAAAUAAAAUUGCAAAUCAAAUAUUUGAUGUAUGGCGUCCUAAGUUGGAAGCAUUGAAUAAGAAUCUAGUUGGAAUGACAUCUCGAUUGCUCCAUAUGAACAUGCAUCUUGGUUUAGGAUUAGAUGACGUACGCUUUGUUGCGAUAGUAGGAAUGGGUGGUAUUGGUAAAACAACUAUUGCUCAAGUUGUUUUUGAUUGUAUUCUUUCAAAGUUUGAUGAUUGCUGCUUUCUAACAUUACCUGGAGGUGAUUCAAAGCAAAGUUUAGUGUCAUUACAAAGGGAAAUGCUUUCUCAAAUUUUUCAUAAAGAAGAUUUUAGAAUAUGGCAUGAGAAUCAUGGAGUAGAGAUGAUAAAAAAUCGACUGAGUGGUAGAAAGGUUCUUAUUGUUCUUGAUGGUGUUGAAGAGAGAAGGCAGUUAGAAAUGUUGGCUGGAAGCGCCGAGUGGUUUGGUCCUGGAAGCAGAAUCAUCAUUACAACUAGAAAUAAAGGAAUAUUGAACCAUCAUAAUUAUGAUGAAAUGAAAGAAUACAACGUUGAGGAACUAGAUCAUGAUAGUGCUCUUCAGCUCUUUUUGAAGCAUGCCUUUGGUAGUAAUCAUCAAAACAAUGACAGUUUCAUGGAUCUCAGUAACGAGAUGAUUGAGAAGGCUAAAAGACUUCCAUUGGCUUUAAGAGUGAUUGGAUCCUUUUUGUAUGGUAAAGAGAUUACAAUAUGGAGAGAAACAUUGAAGAGGCUCAUCAAAGUGGAUGAAAGAAGUUUUUUUCAUGUAUUGAAAAUAAGUUAUGAUGGAUUGGGAGUAGAAAGCCAACAAGUUUUUCUUGACAUUACAUGUUUCUUCAAUGGAAAAAAUGAAGAUAGAGUAAUUGAAAUAUUGGAGAGUUUUGGUUAUAGCCCUAAGAGUGAAAUACAAUUAUUGAUGCAAAGAUGUUUAAUUGAAGUUUCACAUAAGAAAAUAUUGGUGCAUGAUUUAAUUCUUGAAAUGGGUCGAGAAAUAGUGCGUAAGGAGUCUCUCACUCAACCAGAAAAACAGAGUAGGAUUUGGCUUCAUGAAGAUCUCUACUGCAAGUUUGCUGAAAAACAUGACUUGAUGCAUAUUCAAGGGAUAGUUUUAAGUUUGGAAAAAGAAAUGGAAGAAUCCAUAGAAUUGGAUGCCGAAUCCUUUUCCGAGAUGACCAAACUAAGAAUAUUGGAAAUCAAUAAUGUGGAGCUCUCUGAAGACAUUGAAUAUCUCUCUCAAUUGUUGCGGAUAAUUAAUUGGCCUGGUUAUCCUUCAAAGAGUUUGCCUCCAAUGUUUCAAUCGCGAUAUUUGUUUGAACUACUCUUGCCUCAUAGUCACAUUUUACGACUUUGGGAUGGAAAAAAGAGAUUUCCAAAGCUGAAAGUAAUUGAUGUUAGUAACUCAGAACACUUGAGGGUGACACCUGAUUUUUCUGGGGUUCCAAAUCUUGAGAGAUUGGUUCUAAGUAACUGUGUCAAAUUGUGUGAGAUUCAUCCCUCCAUCAAUUCUCUCAGCAAACUCAUUUUACUGGAUUUAGAGGGUUGUGGUGAUCUUAAACAUUUUCCACCAAAUAUAAGAUGCAAAAAUCUCCAAACUUUGAAACUUUCUGGUACAGGUCUUGAAACUUCUCCAGAGAUAGGGGGAAAUAUGGAACAUUUGACUCAUCUUCAUCUUGAUGAAUCUAAUAUAACCCAACUUCAUCCUUCAAUUGGGCAUCUAACUGGCUUAGUUUUGCUGGACCUAUCCUCCUGUUUGGGCCUUUCUAGUCUUCCUUGUGAAAUUGGUAACUUGAAGUCUUUGAAAACCCUCCUUUUGAAAUAUUGUGAAAAACUUGACCAAAUCCCGAAAAGCUUAGCAAAUGCAGAAUCCUUGGAGACACUUUGUAUUAGUGAAACUUCUAUAACCCAUUUACCAUCAAGCAUUAUUCAUUGUUUGAAGAAUUUAGAAACAUUAGAAUGUGAAGGACUAUCAUGUGGAAUUUGGAAGUCAAUGCUCCCCCAAUUCAACAUUCAUCAAACAGUAUCUACUGGUUUGGGGUGCCUUAAAACUCUUAAUUUGAUGGGUUGCAAACUUAUGGAUGAGGACAUUCCUGAAGAUCUCCAUUUCUUUUCCUCAUUAGAAACACUAGAUCUGAGCUAUAAUAACUUCACAACACUCCCUGUUAGUCUUAGCCACCUCAAUAAGUUAAAAACAUUGAACCUGAAUUUUUGCACUGAGCUUAAAGACUUACCAAAGCUUCCAGACAGUUUGCAAUAUGUAGGAGGAAUAGACUGCAGAUCAAUGUCAGAACAAUAUUAUAACAAAAUUUUGCUUAUCCCUUCAAGUUCUGGACACCAACUUUACCUUAAUUUUAUCAUUCGUUCCAAGGAUGCAAAUGUAGAAUGUGCCAUGAACGAGUUCCAACAUUCGAUAUUUACUCGAAGAUCGUUUGAGCUAAAUAUUAUAGAAGAGAAACCAUCCACUAUCAUCCAUAAAGAUGUCGACAUGUUGGAGUGGUUUGGCCAGAUAAAUGAAGGGAAUUGGAUAAACAUCCAGUAUGAGCAAGAAUUCUCAAUCAGUAAACCACUCAAUAUCAUGUAUGAAGAUGUUGAUCUAAGCAAUGUUUGUGGAGUUUUCCUCUCAACAAACAUUGAAUUUCCACAAAAUUUAGAUCAUCUUGCACUUGGAAGAUUCUCAGUUAGCUUUGAAAUUGAUGGGAAAUGUUCUGGUGGGACAAUGGGUUAUGAGAUGUCCCAAUUUAAAGCUACAAGAUUCUUUUGGGUAGCAUACAUACCGAUUUGGAUGUUUAUACAUCAUAGUUUGAUGGUUCAAAGAUGUUGCUCUAUCAAGGCUACAAUUAGUUAUUUUUGUGAUCAUAUCGAUGCAAGCAAGGUCAAAAUCAAAGCAUGUGGUGUUUCAUCUUUACUCUCCUGGCCAAAUGUAUCAGAGUAUUUGGCAAAGUUGUUCGCUAAACGUUAUUGCUCUAAACGCAAUUUCUGCACCAUGAUUCGACAACAUAAUGAUCAUAAUAGUGAAUGUAGGUGUGAUGAACUUGAGGUUGCAAAGGAUGACUUUUCAUCCUAUACAUUUGAAUCUGAUGAUUCAACAUUUUUGCUAAGGAUGAACCUCAGAGCAAUACUGGGGAUAAUGUUCGAGGAAAAAAAGCGUUACUACAUGAAAUACUUCUUCCCACAAACAAAAUUUUUUGGAUGGUUCAAAAAUCAGAACAAGAAAGACAAAGUAGCAGUGAAGAUUCCUGUAAAUAUAGACAAAGACAAGAAGUGGAUGGGGUUGGCAAUGUUCGUCGUCUUCUCGAUUUCCAAGAAAGCUUCUUGUUAUUGCUUUGAGUAUGAAAUACAAACAAAGGAAAAGAUUAUAUCCACCCAAAGGCACUCUAUCCCUAAGGAGGUUGCAGAGUAUUCAAAUCAAAUACUGUUUAUUGUGUUUGAACCACGGUAUAAUUGGUAUCCUUAUGAUGAACUAAAGUCUUCUUCAUCCAACCAUGUUUACAUUAAUUUCAAUACUAAUAGUGAAAGAAUGCGAGUUGAGUUAUGUGGAGCUCGUUUAGUUUAUCAGCAAAAUGUUGAAGGACUUAUUCACACAAUCGUGAAUUGCAUAGUGAAGAGUGGGGAUGAGCUUUAUGAAUAUUACAACCAACAAAUUGUGGAAUAUCAUUUGAAAAUGAUUAAUACACAUUGGUAUACAAUCUCAUUGCCUCGAAAUAACCCUGUGAAGAAUCAAAAACCAACUACUGCUUCAACUUGUAUUGCUUCAAGUCUUUCAGUUGAGCACCUUUUACAUGGAAGUUUCCCACACCCAUUCUUCCAUAAGUCCAUCCAGGAAAGAUUUGGAAGUAAGUUUGAUCUUCUUCUACGUGGUGAUAAGAUCCCAAAAUUUUUCACCAGUCAAAGCAGAGGAAACAUGACUGAAAUAAAGUUACCACAAUAUUUGGAAAAUUUUCGUGACAGUGUAGGUCUUGCUGUGUGUGCUCUUGUGGUUGUGGACAAGAAAAGAAGAAAACUAAAUGACAUUAUUCCAGAACAAGAGAGGUAUACAAAAGUUGUGGAUCUCAUAUGCAAAUUCAAAGUUGACUCAUAUCAAAUUUUGCAAGAGCACUGUCACUUUGUAUCUCAACAAAAACUCUUGAGUGAAUAUGCUUCACAGUUCAUUUGGCUCUCUUACAUUCCCCUUAAUGGAUUUGAUAUCAAUUGGCAUUAUUGCACCCAGUUUCAAAUUACACUUGAAACUAGUUGUUAUGAGCUAUUUGGAGUGAAGAAUUGUAGUCUUCAUCUGAUACAUAAACAUGAAAGGAUGAUGAUUGAUAAGAUGAUAAUGGAGUCAGCUGUUCCAUCCUCCACUAGCCACAAAGGAAAGGGGCCUCAAAUUCAAUGAUGACAUUGGACAAAAGAUGAACUGUGAACUUUAUCUUUCAAGUGUUUGGUUUUGUAUCAAUAACCUUUUUUGUUUCUUUACUUAGUUGUGGUUUUGUGAGAUGCUAUCAUCUUUAAAACAAUUAAUAUUUAUAAAUGAAA
Molecule: messenger RNA, 6815 nt
Organism: Benincasa hispida (wax gourd)
Lineage: Eukaryota; Viridiplantae; Streptophyta; Magnoliopsida; Cucurbitales; Cucurbitaceae
Product: TMV resistance protein N-like
Biological process (GO): defense response; signal transduction
Molecular function (GO): protein binding; ADP binding
Source: RefSeq, a predicted model, not a curated record